AGACCAAAGUCAUUUGAUGAUGACUUGGAUUAUAAUGAAUACUUGAGAAGAGAUCCAGGAUUCUCUAAUCCAACAAAUGUAGAGACCUUGAUUGAUGUUUUGGGAAUUGACAGUAGACCUCCGAAUUCAUUGUUGAGAUCUUGCCAACGGUAUGAAGAUGACUUUCUUAGUGUCCUCGUCAAUAUGUGAACGUUGAUGGAUCAUUUCACAAGUAGCGAUGACAUCUAGACUUGCUCCAUUAGUCUGUCUCAACUAUUGGCUUCAUAGAGUUUAUCCAGUCUGUUAUAAGAUCAGUUUCAAUUUCAGUUGGUCUAUCCAGUCUAAGACUUUCAAACGUUCACUGGUUAAAAAUAUUUAUUUGGACGAGCUUUCGACUGCCAGUCUGCAGUUUUCGAUGGGUAGAUUAAAGUGAAUAUAUAUGUGAUAUUUACAGUGUGUUUACAAUUAAAGGGGCAGUGUCACGGUUCUACUGCGCAUCCAGAAUAUGCGCGAACUUGAAAAACUGUCUGCCAACAAUUAAUCAAGUUAGGAGUGAAAUACGAUAUACUCUUUAUAAUCCCUUCUUUAUAUGAUGCAGGACAUCCUUGCUUUGUUUUAAAAAUUGAAGGCCGCUGCAUCUUUUCCAAUCACGUAGCAUUAAUUUUAAACGCUUCUUUGCGCCGUUUAUUCUGGCCAAUCUGCGCCGUGACACUGCCCCUUUAAUAUACUGACACAACAGACAAUUAUUGACAGUUUGCCUACGUAUAGGAUUAAUGACUAUUUGCAUUGAAGAGAAUUGAAGUUUUUUUGGCAGAAAGCGUUAUUGUUCUGGCAAAUGUUUUGAGUUAUGUAUUAUAUUGAGAUCUAUUUUGAGAUCAGUUCAUGGCUUGAAACGAUCAACUGAUCUCAUAAGAGACUGGAUAGAUCCUAUAAAAAAUGAAGUCAAUUCGAGCGAGACCUCAAAGCAAGUCCAGGACGACAUCUUGAUCAUAAUCCAUUGUGGUUGAAAAAAAUUGUUUUGAGAUUGCUUAGGAGAAAUUUGUUUUAUUUCAGAUGGACGUUCAGUGAUAAAGAGGCAGACAUCUUGAGGAAACAACAGUCUAAGAAAUGGUCAAUGGAUACGUUAGUAUAAUUUGAAGAAUAAUAGCCUGUAGCGAAACUUUUAUCACAAAGCCACAACUUAGCGUUAUAUGUUAUUGACAAGUAGAGCUUGAUAAUGGCACGUCUAUAUAAAGUUUUGCUUGAAUUUACGUCUUAUAUAAAGUUUUGCUUGAGUUGUCUUUGUAAUAUAUCUUUUUUCAGUUGACCCUUUGUACAACAAUAGCCUUAGGAAUGCAGUGUUUUAUUGUCUUUGUCUUACAAAUCCCACUGUUCUCCAUGCUCUCCGUUCAAAUAUUGUUCUCAAGUCAUAUAAGCUACGGAUACACGGGCAAUACUUUUCUGGUGAUGGCAAUGCAAUGGUGGUAAAAUCGUUGCAUUGCCGUCGCGAGAAAGAAAUUGCUUGUGUAUCAUGCUCUGCGACGGCAACGCAAAGCUGCGCGCAAUCGUUGCCGAAAUUUCAAAUCAUUUGAUGAUUUGUUGAUGAGGUGUGGUCAAGGAAGGUCAAGGUUGAUGAAUGACACGUUUCUUGACCAGCCAAUGAAAAGCGUUAUAAAGACAUAUAUUGCAGGUGAAAUAUUGCAGGUGUAGCCACCUUGUGCGACGGCAACGCAAUGCUGUUAUCACCCAUUGCGUAACCAUCGCAACAAAAAUAUUGCUCGUGUAUCCGAAGCUGUACUCUCAUUGCAUAUCUAGAACUGCGAUUGGUGUGGACAGCUUCAAGAAUGGUGAUCACGAGAAGGCUUUGAAAUAUCUCAAUCAUGCUUUAAAGAUUUACGAACAAAACUCUGAAGCCUUGGUCGCGCGUGGUGCAUUGUAAGUAUAGCGACCUGUAACAUUUAAUAUACUGUUGUUCUUGAUAAAUAGUAGUUUACAUGAAUUCGUACACUGUACAAAGAUUAGGAAGGUCUCCUCUUAAAAUACUAUAUGUCCAACAUAAGUAGCUAAUUUAGGGUGGUUGAUUGUGGGUAGUAUGCUACAAUGGGCUAUACAAUGACGUUAGUCUCCGAACUAUUUGAAAAAGAUAUUUUAUGUUACGUGCUGGUCCAGUGUAGGUUGUUUUCUACAAUUAAGUGCCGUGGUUUGUGUCUGAACUAAAUGACAACCAGGGUUCGAAAUAGCUACCGGCGAUAACCGGCAGUUUCAUGACCUUCAGCCGGCAAUUUUUGAUUUAAAACUCAAGUUUAUACUUAUAUAACUUAAAUCAUAUUAAUUGUUCAGAUUGAAAUUAUGGUCAUGCUUUUCAUUUUCAUUCAAUAAUAUAGCACCAAAGUUAACAAAAUAUUUUUGCACAAAUAUAACUAAAUAAGAGCAUUUUAUUUUGUACAUUUUACGGCGUAAUUAUACAAUGACGUAAAUAUAGAGACGUUACAAAUGCAGGGCCUGUUUCCAGGUAUACACGUGUAUACUAAAUUUACUCAUGAACUUUGAAAACGGCCGGCAAGAAUUUGAACCUACAAAAAAACAGCCUACAAAAUUAGGCACAUUUUUUUAACGUUAUUUCGAACUCUGACAAUUAUAUCUCAAACGUUGCAUGUCCAGUGUAUAAGUAGUAUUCUGCAAUAAUUUGCCAGGCCCAUGGUUUACAGUCUGAACUACACGAAAAAGAUACCUGAAACGUGGGUGCCUAGUGCAGAUUUACUUGAAUAAUAACCAUGGUUCGAGAAAAGUAACUCUCUCGGUUAGACACAAACACACCUGUCUAUAUCGUUUAGAUAUGCGAACCAAAACAAAUUGGAGUAUGCAAUAAAAGAUUUCAAGCAAGCUUUGAAACUGCAGCCGAAACACCACAACGCAAGCAAGUAUCUGAAAGAAACGUUGUUCGAGAAAGGACUCAGGUACGUUGUAGAUACUGUACAGACUAAAUGAGAUGGCGUGAGCAGUGAGCAUGAGUAAAUUUGAUUAUUUUGUGUUGUUUGUAUGUUUUUACAUUCUAUUCAAUGCAUAUUGUUGUAUUGCAUGUUAUCUUUCUCAUGCAAGGCUAGUCAUGAUCGCGAAUGGCUAUGUGAAUAUAUGUAUGUGUUGGACAAGGCCAAUCACACACAUGCAAUUGCAUGCCAAACAGUAGUGUACCAUUGUGUACCAUAAUCUACAGUACGCAUUAUUCAGCUAAACACGCAGGUUUUCUUUACAAAGGUUGAAAGAUGUUGGCAACAUGAGAGAAGCAAUCAAUAUAUUUGAAGAAGUGUUAGAACUGGACCCUGACAGUAUUAAAAGCCAGGAAAAUUUGAAAGAAUUGAAAUCUUUGUUAUCUGCUAAGGUGCGCCAAACUUUAUGCACUUGAUAUAUGUAUAUAAUAUUAUACUUGGCCUGAUUUCGUCUUUUCUCUUUUAUGUCGUUCAUUCGCGUUCUGUAUCUUGGCGGUGUGUUGCUGUUUUUAUUUGGUCAAUAUUUCUCAUUUUGUAUCAUUUCCUCAAAAUGUAUACUAUGAUGGUAUGUAUUGGUUAAUUCAACUGGUAUGUAUUUCAUUAUUUCAUGGUAUUUUUACAUGGAUUCUCGUGGUAUGUAUAAAUCAUAACUAUAUAUUUUCACUGUACGUAUGUUGUUGUGUUUCAUACAUCAUCAUUGUCAAAUUUGUUAUGUUUUUUUUAAACAAAAUAUGUCUGUAAAAUAUGCAAUAACCUUGUAUAUCGAUUUUGAUUAUGGCUCUAUUAUUAUGACCAUUUUUAUCCACACAAUACACUCAUUGUUCCCUGGCAACACUUAUAUUCCUAUCUCAUAUAUUUCCAUUGUAUUAUCGCCACUGCUUGAAAAUUUCAUUUCCAUAUCUUAAUCAUAAUCAUUGUCAUCUCCCAUACUUCACCUGCAUAUUUCAUAUUUCUUAUCGAUAUAUUUCUUACCUAUCGUAUUUUAUAUCGAUAUAUUUUGUUUUGUAUCCAUUUGCCGCCUGUUUUGGCGCUAUAUUGUGAAAUUCUCCAUCUUACCUACUACACUUUCACACUCGGCUUCAUUCUACGUCUUGUAUUUUUAAACAAACAUUUUGCUCCAUGGAGUUGGCGGAAGAGGAAAACAAAGCUCGAAAGGCAGCAAGUUUACUGCAAGAAAAUCGAAAAAAGUUUGAACAUGUAAGGAAAUUGAUCAAGUCAGAUCCGGAUGUUGUAAAAAGCAGUCGAAAGAAAAAAAGGUGAGACUACGAUUUUUUAAAUUUAACAUUAAAGCUUUAUUUAAAGAAGGUAAAAUCAUUGCAGCCAACGGCUGGUUCAAGUUACAUGCAUGAUGGUUAAUUGCAGUGGCGAAGCUAGCCAUAGCAACAGGUCAUGCUAUGCAAAUAUUUAAUGAUUUGCAUUUAUAUUCAAACUAUUAGAAAUAUAUUGUCUUUAACGUAUUUAGAUGAGGUUUAUUAGCAUGUAUAGUAUGACCACGGGUAGCUUCGCCACUUGUUAAAUGUUUGAUGUUCUUAUAUAACUUUUCAAAAUCAAUAGUACAUAAGCAAGGCGCAAACGAAAUUCAUGGUAGUGAACGCCCACGAAUGGAACUAUUACCUAAUGAACAAAAUUUUGAUCUAGACAGAAAUUCCAUCACGGCUUUUCAGAGCAUCACAAAAUCAGUAAUAUUCCGAAGUUUCGUUGCAAAAUGUUGUAAAGUGCGGAUAAUAUAGCCCUGCGAAGUUUGCCGUUUUUCAGUCAUUUUGUAUUACGCGCGGGAAAUUGAUACCUUUUUUCAGAAAGCGGUAUCAGUUUCCCGUGCGUAAUACAAAAUGACUGAAAAACGGCAAACUUCGCAGGGCUAUAUUACCCGCAUUUUACAACAUUUUGUAACGAAACUUCGGAAUAUUACUAAUUUGGUUAUGUUCUUUCAAGCUGUGGUGAAAUUUUUGUCUAGACUUGUUGAGAUCAAAAUUUUGGUUAUUAGGUAAUAUGUAGGUCCAUUAUUCAUUAAGUGAACUCUCUUUAAACACUGUUUCGUUUGAGAACUUUUAUCAUACACUAAAGUCUUUAUGAUAGUGUUUUGAAAACAUCUCAACGCAAGUUGAAAGCUAGUCUGCCUCACGGUUUUUAACAAGAACACCUUUUCGGUCUUUCAAGUCAGUGUAUUACAGACUUCUUCUUGUGUAUGAUAAAUUGUUUCAAAGGAACAUUAUUUUGUUGCAGAAAAAAGAAGAAAGCAAAGGUGAAAAGCAAGAAACGUAGACGUCGAAGUGAAAGUGAGACAAGCACUGCAAGUGAAGCAGAGAGAUACGACAUUGAUGGUGAUGGUGAUGGUGGUGAAUGGAUUGAAAAAGAACGUUCUCCAAGAGAAAAUAAGAAUGUUGUUCCUGGUUUAAGACAGGCCGUUGAAGGUGAAGCAACGCAGUCGAAUAUCAGCGUUGAAACUUCUGAAUGUGCUUCUCAACCAAACCUGCUCCAAAAAGUGAGCACUUUUGCUAAGGAUGGAACAUUUGAAAAGAGUUAUCCUGUAAGCAACGUUGAUACUAUGAGUUAUGGCUUAGGUCAGGAUUUGGACAACAACGGCAGUGCCACAGUGGCAGCAGGCGUACACAGCGACACUGGAGGGUCGUAUGUGGCAAGUGAACGGAGGUUUUCUGAAACGAGUGAUGAUAGAAAAGAGAAGAAAAUUGUGGGGCGAAGAGGAGAUGUCGAAACAAAUUUAGGAGGAGUUGUGAAAGAGGUUGGAGAAAGGGAAGGAGGUGAAGAAGAGAUGGAAAGAGAGGCAAGAGUAAAAGCAAUGGAAGACAUUAGAGAGAGAAUGGGAAAUGUAAAUAAUGAAAAUAUAAAUAUUUCUGGUGCGAAUAGACGUGAACGUUCCCGUCGGCAUAGCUCUCGUUCACGAAGUGAAUCACAUGAAAAGAAAGACGGGGCCCUAACGAGGAGAAGCAAUCGGAAUGAAAGUGAUACAGAUAGUGGAGAAUAUCAGGGUAAAGGCCGAGAACGUCGAAGCAGAAAUAGACAUGUAAGACGUAGAACAAGAAGCAGUUCUGACAACAGCAGUCAUGAACGAACAAGAAAGAAUAUAUACGGAGAAAACGUGCAAAGGAAAGCAAGCAAGAAUAUCCGUGAUACAAGCAGCGAUAGCAGUGCGAGAAACCGUUCUAGAAGUAGAAGUAGAAGCAAUAGUUUAAAACGUGAUCGGUCGAGGAUCAUCAGAGGACGGAGAAGUGUAAGUAAGGGUAGCAGAGGACGGAGUAGUACAAGUAGAGAUAGUAGAGGUCGACGAGGUUCAAGUAGGGAUAGCAGUGAAGGAGAUCGCUCAAGAAGUAGAAGCAAUAGUUCGAAACGUGAUAGGUCAAGGAUUGUCAGAGGACGGAAGGGUACAGGUCAGGGUAGUAGAGGAUGGAGAAGUACAAGUCGGAGGAGCACAAGUCACAGUGGUAGUGAUGGAAGAAGCCAAUCUAGAAGUAGAAGUAGAAGUAGAAUUAGAAGCAAGAGUUUGGAACGCGAUACGUCAAGACGGAGACGAAGAAGUACAAGUAUGGAUAAUAAAGACAGGCGAAGUACAAGUAGGGGCAGAAGGAGACAGAGGAGUACAAGUCGUAGUAGUAAAGGACGGAGACGUACAAGUAGGGGUAAUAAAGGACGACGAAGUACAAGUGUGGAUAAUAGAGGACGACGAGGUUUUUAGACUGAAGUUGUUAGUUUUUAGACGGAGCCGCUUUUAGACUGUCGUUUGCUCUGACGGUAAUAGUACUAAACUAUAACAAUAUGUAUUGGUUAAUUAAUAAA
Messenger RNA from Paramuricea clavata, 6737 nucleotides. The record is from the annotation of a GenBank genome assembly. NCBI's taxonomy places the organism in Eukaryota, Metazoa, Cnidaria, Anthozoa, Malacalcyonacea, Plexauridae.